Molecule: messenger RNA, 1125 nt
Organism: Colletotrichum spaethianum
Lineage: Eukaryota; Fungi; Ascomycota; Sordariomycetes; Glomerellales; Glomerellaceae
Product: regulator of ribosome biosynthesis
Exons: 2
Coding region: 1-1125 (374 amino acids)
Biological process (GO): positive regulation of catalytic activity
Cellular component (GO): cell periphery; fungal-type vacuole
Source: RefSeq, a predicted model, not a curated record
AUGAGCACAUCUAGCCAUCCGCCCGGCAGUUCUGGCUCGCGGGAUUUUCGAGCAUCGGUUGGCACAAGCAGUACCGCGAUCGAUUCAGGCGCCCCGCGGCUAAGAGGACCACGAUCGCUUCCUCCCUGGAUCGACUCGUACGAAACAAGAUACGGAGCACCGACAGAGGACCAGCUCCAGCUACUAUCACCCCCGGCUCGAGCUGUUCCACCUCAGCAUAACCACUCCCCCAACGAACCCGACCGUCGCGUAUCGAAAGACGGUUAUGUCGACUGGACCGGUGACCCUACUCUAGUAAACGCCCGCCCGAGAACCAAGGCCAAGCUUACAGACGUCUUCCGUGGCAAAGGCGCACAGCACGGCAGGAAAUGGGAUCACCUGCGAACCGCAGAACCCGUCAUCGUCUCAGCACACAGGCCCGCAACCCAAGGCCCGCCGGCAGCAUGGAGAGACUUCCUCCAGUCGUCGGCCUACGGGCAUAUGGAAGGCGAAGAGUCGGAAGUUGUAGACGUCGAAGUGCUGGAUAAGUUGCAGCCCGAUUUCAAUAAGCGAUACGACGAAACCGUUCAUCGAGAUUUGGAAAAGGCGUCGUCGAAGCAAAGACGCUCCAAGACUAUGGUGCAGAGGAUGUGGUCUCUCAUCUUGCGACACUACCUGGUACCCCUGGUUUUCCGCCUUACCGUCAUGCUCACUUCCAUCGUGGCGCUGGCUAUCGCGGCGCGCAUUUACCGACAUGAGGAUGCCAAGAGCAACACCAGCCCGGAACGCGCGCAAAGCAUAGUCGCCAUCGCCGUCGAUACAGUCGCACUGCCCUACAUAGGCUACAUGCUGUGGGAUGAGUACACGGGCAAACCGUUGGGUCUCCGGCCUGCUGUCCAGAAGAUCGCCCUCAUCUUGCUGGACCUCUUUUUCAUUAUUUUCAAAUCCGCCAGCACAUCCCUGGCGUUCGAGUCCCUAGUUUUCCACAACGUCGAGGCAGGCCAGGUGAGGCAGCUCAGCCAGGCGUUGGCGGCUUUCAUGCUGGCUGGUCUACUGGCGUGGACCAUGAACUUCAUGGUCAACAUCUUCCGCACGGUUCAACGACUUGGAGGUGGAGAGGAUGAAAUCUCUCACGAUCGCAUGUAG